Molecule: messenger RNA, 2943 nt
Organism: Propithecus coquereli (Coquerel's sifaka)
Lineage: Eukaryota; Metazoa; Chordata; Mammalia; Primates; Indriidae
Gene: LDLRAP1
Product: low density lipoprotein receptor adaptor protein 1
Exons: 9
Coding region: 109-1035 (308 amino acids)
Cellular component (GO): early endosome
Source: RefSeq, a predicted model, not a curated record
GAGCUCGCGCCGGGGAGGGGAGGAGCGCGCCUCCCGCGCGCCGCCUGGCCGGGCGGAAAGUUUUUCCUGACGGAGUUUUGGUGGCGGCGGCGGCGGCCGGAGCGGGCCAUGGACGCCCUCAAGUCCGCGGGGCGGGCGCUGAUCCGGAGCCCCAGCCUGGCCAAGCAGAGCUGGGGGAGCGGCGGCCGGCACCGCAAGCUGCCUGAGAACUGGACGGACACUCGGGAGACUCUGCUCGAGGGGAUGCUCUUCACCCUCAAGUACCUGGGCAUGACGCUGGUGGAGCAGCCCAAGGGCGAGGAGCUGUCGGCCGCUGCUGUCAAGAGGAUCGUGGCCACGGCUAAGGCCAGCGGGAAGAAGCUGCAGAAGGUGACUCUCAAGGUGUCGCCGCGGGGAAUUAUCCUGACUGACCACCUUACCAACCAGCUCAUUGAGAACGUGUCCAUUUACAGGAUCUCCUACUGCACAGCAGACAAGAUGCACGACAAGGUGUUUGCAUACAUCGCCCAGAGCCAGCACAAUGAGAACCUUGAGUGCCACGCCUUCCUCUGCACCAAGCGGAAAAUGGCGCAAGCUGUCACCCUCACUGUGGCCCAGGCCUUCAAAGUCGCUUUUGAGUUUUGGCAGGUAUCCAAGGAAGAGAAAGAGAAGAGGGAGAAAGCCGGCCAAGAGGGAGGGGAUGUCCCAGGGGCCCGCCAUGACAGCACCCCCUCGUUGAAGAGCCUGGUUGCCACUGGGAACCUGCUGGACUUGGAAGAGACGGCCAAGGCCCCACUGUCCACAGUCAGCGCUAACACCACUAACGUGGACGAGGUACCGCGGCCUCAAGCCUUGAGCAACAACAGUGUUGUCUGGGAGCUGGAUGACGGCCUGGACGAAGCGUUCUCCAGGCUUGCCCAGUCUCGGACGAACCCUCAGGUCCUGGACACUGGGCUGACAGCGCAGGACAUUCAGUAUGCCCAGUGCCUCUCGCCUGUUGACUGGGACAAGCCUGACAGCGGCCUGGCAGAGCAGGAUGACCUCUUCAGCUUCUGAGGACCCGGGCCCAGCAGGACACAGCCAGCCCUGACACGUGAUGGACCAAAGCCAUCUGCGGCGGGGGAGCCAGCCCCAGGACCCGCCGCCAGCCACCUCUCCGGGCCUGCGGCACCGUCAGCCUACAGAUCAAAGCUGCAGCCAGUCAAGCAGGGGAAAGAGAUUUUUUUUAAUCCCUGCUAUUUCUCUAAGAACUGAAAGAUGCCUUGAAUAUUUAUUCAGUGACUUCUGGUGUGUGCUCAGAAGCCAGUUUGCGUCAGGCACAGCACCGGCUGUGUGACGUGUGCAGUGCCGCAUCCGGCUCCUGCUCUCUCUUCUCGAGCAAGCUCUGCUCUGGCUGUGGGUGUCAGGACAGUGACCAAAGCAUUUCUUGUCCCUUCUCUCCAAGGACCCAAUUUCCAUGGAGGCAUCCCUGCUCCUUACUGAAAGCAGUCAGAUUCUGUCGUCGUUUGAGCACAGGAGGACACCCUCAGCCUUGGGAAGGGACUGUCCUCUCGCUCACCUUCCUCAGGGCCCAGUAGCCCGGCUGGAGCCCCUGGACCCUGAGGCUUUCAGAAAUGGAGGGGCAGCUCCUGACCAAAGACCGCACACAGCUUGGCACUUUAAAGUACACAGCAGGUGUGGCCCCUGGGGGCUGCUCGAUGGUGCUGCAUUAAUAGAGCUUUCUCUCUGCCCUUUCUUCGCAAGAAAGGGCCCAAAGUCCCUGUGGAUAGUCCCUGCCAGUGCUGGGAACCAGUGUAACUGCCUGCCCACGAUUCCCAGAGCCUGACUGCAACCGUGGGGAUCCUCUCCGUGACUGCCCUCCGUCACGGUCCCCAUCCCUACCUUCUCCCCUCCCGCAGGUCGUGCCCGCUCCUCUGUUUUGUCCGUGUGUCUGCGUAUGAGUGUCUCUGAGCCCCACCCCUGUACUUCUGGGAGGGUGUGUGAAACCUAACACCUAGGUUCAUUUAGAAAUAUUUUAUGGCCGUUUUACAGAUGAGGAAACUGAGGCCACAAGCAUGGAGGGGGCAGAGUCAAGAGUAGAACCCAGAUCUGAUGCCAAAGCUGCUUUCUCUGCCUCCACCUCUCACAACUCACACCUCCUUUUUUUCUAGCUUUGUUGUCCUCCGAGGAACCAAAAAACCCCAGCUAUUUUCUGACCAAAAUGUGUUUCAUAACAAACCAUCUGGUGCCUUUCCACACAGAACUGGCAUAAGCCUCCGUGCCCUGCUAGCUGUCUUGCUGUUGAUUUCCAUAAAAAUGCAAGUGUUUGAAGUCUGCUAAUUCAGAGGGUGAAACAAAAUCAAACUCUGCAAGCAUCGCGCUGUUCUCUUUCCUGACACUGUGACCGUGGUCGGGACACAGCAGCAGCAGCCUGUCUUUAGAAUCUCUCUCCUUUCUCCUCUUACCCCGUGGGGCUCCUGGCGUCCCGAAGCCCAGCAAAGCUGCGAGCAUCUUUUCCAGCCUGAGGUGCCUCCCAGUGGCCUGGCUUGGCGGAGCAAGUUUCUCAAGCCCCAGGACACACAGCAUUUCUCAGACUCAGCUUACCUACUAAGCGUGUGAAUCGGAGCACAUUCGAUGGGAGAGCCUGGGGGAGGGUGGGGUGGGAUUGUCGGGUCUUCAUCAGAAUGUGAGGGUAACUCCUUUCCCCAUCUGUGCAGCCCCCUUCUGCCCCAGGCCUCCUUGGUUUCAGCCUCUGCAUUUGCCAUAAGGCACCAGGUCGGGCAUCACGCAGGCCGUCCUUGGCCCCCGGGGUGUUGGGGUCCCGAGAAGGACCGCUGUGUUCUGCAAAGGCCACACUGUAGCUUUUGUCUCGGUCUCUUGUCGAGCUGUCUGUGUGUUUCCUGUGCAUCCGCAGAUAGGUUUUGUUGUGCUUUACUCUGUGAUGCUGUAAAGAAAGUUCUAAUGAAAAAAGCUAAUAAAUGUUCU